GCCAUUACGGAACAUUACGAAUACGGCGUUGCUAAGAACGCUACUAACUAUAUUUACGAACUGAAUUAGUGAACGAUUUGUCAAUGUUCUUGUCAAGGACACAUUGAUAAUUUUGCAAGGUAAUGGCUCUCAUUCCUAAGGGGAAAGGUGAUGCAGAUUGGAGUAAGAGAGAUAGGCAAAAGACCCGUCAUAAUGUUCCUGAAGAAAUAGGAGAACAGCCUGCCAUAAACUAUGACAAACUCAAGUGGUUAUGUAAACUCGAUGGUCUUCAUUCGAGCAUUGAAGGGGAACCAAGCUCAGAUGAAGCACACAGAAUCUUUAUGGAGAACUACAGAAGCAUGUUUGUGAAUGGCAAACCCAAAGGUGGGACAUUACCGAUACUCGGAAAAGACGCAUCUGUCUCAAAAAGCCUUGAAGCAACAAACAAUUCAUCGGGGAGUCAGACGGUAGCAAAGAGCAAGAAGAAGAUUACCAAGGAAGAGAAGCAGGAACUCCAUGAGGACCAUAUCAGUCAUGACAUCAGGGAGCACAUGGCCAAGCUCCACAAGGAGCGCAAGAUUGUGGAUCCCAUCAUUAUCCAGAGGAACAGAAUCAAGGAUCUUAGGAACAUCCUCAAGAAAAUGCCAUAUGAACGAAAUGCAGAGGAAAAUGAUCUUGUGUACUCACACCUCAAAGCCUUCACUGACCUAUCCAAGCAACUUACCAACAAAGAACUAAAGGAACUAAGUACCCUGGUAACAUUGGAUGUCUGGCGGGACGAAGGAUAUACAGUUUUUGCAAACAGUGGAUUCUUCAUAGUAUUGAAAGGGAGUGUUAUCCCUCAGAGUAGACCAUGGAUUCAGUACAGGGGUGCAGCUGGCAAAGUACCUUUGGUGGUCACAGAAUCCUCACAUAGUGAGGAGAGAUACCCUGAGCUUAAGGUGUGUGACUGCUUUGGAACAUUGGAGAAAGUGGAAGGCCCAGAGGCAAAUAGCAAACUUCUAACUGUUACUGUCAACUCGGUACCGGCAGAGUUCCUGAAGAUAUCCAGCAAUGACUUCAAACGCAUCACUGAGCAAAUACAAUCUCAAGAAAACACAGAGAAGAUAAAUCUGAUCAAUUCUUGCAAGGCGUAUCUGAUGUGGCCAAGACAGUCAUUGCUCAAGCUUGCCGAACUCCUGGAAUGGACAACCUUUCAAGAGAAUACAGUACUAGUGAGUGAAGGUUUCAUGUGUCCUUUCAUUGGUUUCGUCAAAUCUGGAGAAUGUCACGUAUUGAGACAAGUGGAAGUCAAAGAGGUUUUACCCAAUGGGAAAGAGGAGAGAAGAUGCAAGCAGGUAGUCAUGGGUCAGCUGUUACAUUCCGAGUCUUUUGGUGAGAUCAGUGUUCUGAGAGGAGAAGAAAGCAAUUCCUCCAUCGUGACAUCGUCCAGUGUGGAGCUAGGGGUCAUCUCGGUGGACAGAAUAAACGAGCUAGAUGAGACAACUAGAUCACUUCUUCUGCAGUCAAAUGAAACACUUUAUGAAUCUCUGUCAGAGACCGAGAUCCACAGUGAGUAUAUCGACCAGGAACAGAAACGUGAAUGGAACCAAUUUAAACACAAUGUUCUUGUUGAUGUCAUCAAUGCAAGGGGCAUUAGACCAGGCUAUGGAAAAUGGGCUAAAUGAGGACACCAGACUACAAGUCUUUAGAUUAGAUUUGACGCAUAAUUAAUCAUAUAUACAUAUGUAUAUCACUUUUAUUUAUUUAUUCAUGAUGACCUUCACGCUAUGAAUGUCAUUGAUACAUGAGGAAAAUCUAAUUAGGUAUAGGGACAUAUCUCUAUACAUCGUGUCCUUAUAGAACUAUUUUGUUAAGGAUACAGGGGAAAAAGACAGAAAGUCCUCACCUUUUGAUAAAUGAACAAAUCUUUCUCUGCAUAUUUUACAUUAGGAUUGGAUGAGCAUUACAUGAAAUAUCACAUCCUCUAAUGUUUAGGUUACUACUUUCGCUGGGCGGAGUUUCAUAAAGAUGCUUGUAAAUUACAAAGGAACAAAAGGAAAUCCAAUAGUUUUUUUUAACCACUGUUUUCCGAUGAAGGAUCAAAUGGCUAUAAUUGGUACCAAUGUUCACUAUAGACUUAUCAAUAAUUUUGUAUCAAGACCAAUGCAAUUAAGUGCAAGGGUAUUUUAGUACAUUUAGACUCUGCAUCAGUCGACAUUCCAUUAUUUGAAUAAUCGCCUAAUUGAAGCAAUAUUGAAUAAUUGAAGAAGAAUAGGCAAAUCAUGUUUUAAUAAUUCGAACAAAUUCAUUUGGUCUCAAGAGAUUUGACUUAGGCAGUCACCUGUUCAGCCAAACAGAACAAAGUAGAACAAUAUGCUAUAUGUGAUACACAUGACAGCCUGUAAUCUCAAUUUCAAAUUUCAAUUUCAAAUAGACCAAAUGCCUGUGCAGUGAUUUAUUUCUGGGUGGUGUAGAUAAAAGCAGGAAAAAUAUUAGAGUAACAUUUCAAUAAGAGUUUGAUGAAACUCGAUUGAAAGGUACAUGGAAGAGAGUUAUAACACUUCUUAGAUCUACAUUUCUUUAUUGUCACAUGUGAGCUGUUAUUCCAAAUGUGUUCUAUAUAUGAUUUCUGUGAAUGAUCAUUCAUUAAAAUUGUCUUUAGGUCCUUUUCCUUUAAGUAUGUAUAUGGAUACUGUACCAAGUAUAUUUUAAAUGUAAGCGCAAGUCCACCCCCGCAAAAGUUCAUUU
Molecule: messenger RNA, 2709 nt
Organism: Lytechinus variegatus (green sea urchin)
Lineage: Eukaryota; Metazoa; Echinodermata; Echinoidea; Temnopleuroida; Toxopneustidae
Product: cyclic nucleotide-binding domain-containing protein 1-like
Exons: 13
Coding region: 123-1646 (507 amino acids)
Source: RefSeq, a predicted model, not a curated record